Penicillium salamii is the source of this 1899-nucleotide messenger RNA. NCBI's taxonomy places the organism in Eukaryota, Fungi, Ascomycota, Eurotiomycetes, Eurotiales, Aspergillaceae. The record is from the annotation of a GenBank genome assembly.
AUGUCCAAACACACAGUCCUGCCUCUAUUGAGGCGAGAGCUACGAUCCUCUCGAUUCUCAUCCUCCAUCCCCGCCAUUGCCACCCCAGCUCGCCAGCCAGCUCAGUCGAGAGCCUUCGGAACACGGCUAGCGCGGCGAACGACGCUCUUCACCGCACCCCCGCAAACCCGGGCCUUUUCGCAAUCGCUCUCAAAACGCUUCACCGACGAGAAUGGAGACUUUGACCCCCGCGCAUUGGAGCGCGAGUCAGAUGAUGUGGAUGUGUGCAUUGUUGGUGGUGGUCCCGCCGGUCUAUCCGCCGCAAUUCGCUUGAAGCAGCUCGCCAACGAGGCAGGCAACGACGAAUUCCGGGUCAUUCUGUUGGAAAAGGCUGGUGAAUUGGGUGCCCAUAUCGUUUCUGGAAAUGUUUUACAGCCAACUGCUCUUAACGAGCUUCUUCCGGACUGGCUGUCCGAAGAUAACCCCUCGCGCUUCGAGGGUGCGACGCCUGCCAAAGGUGAUAAGAUGCGCUUCUUGACGAAGAAUGGCUCGUACCCCCUCCCCACGCCGCCGCAGAUGCACAAUGAAGGAAACUACAUUAUCAGUCUGAACGAACUGACCAAGUGGUUGGGGGAGCGCGCCGAGGAAGUCGGCGUGGAGGUAUACCCGGGUUUCGCUGCUAGUGAGAUGGUUUAUAGCUCGGAUGGUGCGGUCAAGGGUGUUGCGACGAACGACCUGGGUCUUGGCCGCGAUGGCAAGCCCAAGGAAACAUUCGAGAGGGGAAUGGAGUUCCAUGCCCGUGUCACACUCCUCGCGGAGGGCUGCCACGGUAGCUUGACCAAGCAGGUCUCGAAGAAGUAUGAUCUCCGACGUGACAGUCAACCCCAGACCUAUGGUCUUGGAAUCAAAGAGAUCUGGGAGAUCCAGCCGGAGAAGUUCCGCUCUGGUGAGAUCACCCAUUCCAUGGGAUACCCUCUUCCCAAGGACACAUACGGUGGAGCAUGGAUGUACCACUUUGGCGAUAACAUGGUGAGUAUUGGCCUGGUGGUCGGGUUGGAUUACCCGAACCCGUGGCUUUCACCGUACGGGGAGUUCCAGAAGAUGAAGCACCACCCUAUGUUCAAGGAAGUUCUGGAGGGCGGCAAAUGCAUCUCAUAUGGUGCUCGCGCCUUGAACGAAGGUGGUUUCCAAUCGAUCCCCAAGUGCGCCUUCCCCGGUGGUGCCUUGAUCGGUGACACCGCCGGUUUCUUGAACGUGCCCAAGAUCAAGGGCACUCACACCGCAAUGAAGUCUGGUAUGCUGGCCGCCGAGGCCACCUUCUCCGCUCUUCAGAGUGAGAACAAUGGCACAGUCUUCCUGUUCGACUAUGAGAAGUCCUUGCGCGACUCAUCCAUCUGGAAAGAGUUGUCCGAGGUCCGUAACAUCCGACCCUCCUUCAACUCCCCCUUCGGCUUCUUCGGUGGCCUCCUCUACUCCGGCCUCGAAGCCUAUCUCUUCAAGGGCCGGGUCCCCUGGACCCUGAGCCACCACGGCACCGACGCCGCAGCCACCAAGCCCGCCUCCGCCUACGAAAAAAUCGAUUACCCCAAGCCGGAUGGCGAGAUCAGCUUCGACAUCCUGACCAGUGUGAGCCGCACCGGCACGAAUCACGAGGAGGACCAACCGGUCCACCUGCAGGUUGCGGACUGGGAUAAGCACAAGGAUGUUGCAUGGCCCAUGUACAAGGGUAUUGAAAACCGGUUCUGCCCCGCAGGCGUCUACGAGUACGUGGAGGACCCUAGCAAGGAGCACGGAGUCCGGUUCCAGAUUAACUCUCAAAACUGUAUUCACUGCAAGACCUGUGACAUCAAGGUGCCCACGCAAGAUAUCAAUUGGCAGACGCCCCAGGGUGGAGAAGGUCCCAAGUAUAUGAUGACCUGA